Molecule: messenger RNA, 4464 nt
Organism: Spodoptera frugiperda (fall armyworm)
Lineage: Eukaryota; Metazoa; Arthropoda; Insecta; Lepidoptera; Noctuidae
Gene: Rnp4F
Product: squamous cell carcinoma antigen recognized by T-cells 3
Exons: 17
Coding region: 91-2868 (925 amino acids)
Biological process (GO): mRNA splicing, via spliceosome
Cellular component (GO): cytoplasm; cytosol; ASAP complex
Molecular function (GO): protein binding; mRNA binding
Source: RefSeq, a predicted model, not a curated record
CAGGCAACUGCUUUCGUCCGCCAUAAUCGUUUGCGAAAUUUGUUAUCAAACAGCAGGCGAGGAAAUUUGUGUUUAGUUUUGUAGUGAAUAAUGGCUAUCGUAGAAGACGAAGUGAGAAAUGAAUCGGAAGAAGAGAAUGAAAUAGGUGUGAUUUUGGCGGAAGAGGAAGCCGAUGCAGGAGACGACCCGGAUGAUUCCGAUAUCGAAUUGGAGGAGGAAGAAGAAGAUGACGAUGAAGAAUUAAUUUUAGAAAAGAGGGUGUUACGAUUGGAGAGCUGUAUUGCGAAGAAUCCAAAUAACUACCUUGACCAUGUGGAUCUCAUUCAGACUUUGUGGGGUCUAUCAUCUCUGGAGCGUUGGCGAGUGGCGUUUGAUAGGCUGCAACAGUUGACGAAGAUGAAGGCCGAACACUGGCUGAUGCGGCUGCAGACCGAGGUGUCUCUCGCACACAACGAUGAGGCCCGCGAACGCGUCGCCAAACUGUUCCAGGAUGCUGCUAUAGAUUGCUACUCCAUCCCGAUUCUGAGUGAGUGGUGUUCCUGGGCGCUGACUGUGGAGCCGGCUGACAAGGCGCGCGAGCAGUUGGAAGAAGUUUUAAGACGCGCUGGUGCUGACCCCUUCUCUGGGAAGAUCUUCUGGGACGCCAAGUUCGAGCUGGAGAAAAAUCAGUUGGAAAAUUUGAGUGAGGAAGACACAGAAUACAAGGCGCAGAAGGAGCGAGUGCUCUGGUGCCUGGAGGAGACGGUGUCCAGACCUCUUCUAAGAGGGGAGGAGGCACUACAGCAGAUGGAGGAGAUAGCACUCUCCUUGCACAGCCAAGAUUAUGUAGAUAAGGUGAAGAAGCAACACGAAUAUGCAGUGGAAUUCCUUCACAGAAUAUCUCCGUUCGAAGAUCAGUUGCUGACUCUAGACUCUCCAAAGGACAAAUUGAAAGUGUACUUGGACUACAUAAAAACUUUGAAAAAACUAGCUUUGAACAAGAGAUAUGCCGAGUGUGACACCAGUGGGAUACUGAGGGUGGUGUACGACCGCGCGAGCACGGAGUGCGGGUCGGAAGGCCCCCAGUUGUACAGCAUGUUCGCGUCGCACGUGCGGGCGCGCUCGUCCCGCGCCACGUACGCGCGCGUGCUGGGCUCGCUGCGCCGCCGCGCGCCUACACGGGCGCUGCCCUGGGAACUCACCAUGCAACAGGCAGAGAAGGAUGGAGAGAGCUUCGAACAGAUAAAGACUAUAUUCGAGACGGCUCUAGCGCGAGGGAUGGAGUCGUUCAGUCAGAGCGAGGAGUUAUGGUUGAGUUACCUAGAAUAUUUACGCCGCAUCUCCGAUUUUAACAAUGAAAAGGAUGUAGACAGACUGCGGAGAACAUUUAGACUCGCUUGGGAUACGUUGGCGGAGACGUAUAACGAAGAAGCGGAUGAUAGCGAGGUUCCUAUAUUUUGGGCACGAAUUGAAUACAGAUUGCUGAACGAUCCAAAGCAAGGCCGAAUGAUCUUUGAAGAAAUACUCAGUUUGCCUAUUAAAGAAAACCCUCUAAAAACAGAUAUUGGUGAUAACAAAACUAUAUCGAAGUUCUGGGAGGUGCUGUUGGCAUUGGAAUUUGAUAGGAAACCGCGCCCUUCGGACCAAAAACUAAGGGAUUUAAUGAAACGGGCCCUGAAAGACGUGAGGGACUUCCCGCCCGUUAUCAUAAGGAUGUGGACCGCGUUUGAGAGAGAUUAUGGAACUAUUGAGACUUUGCAAGAGUGCAAAGAAAUUUGUCAGACAAGACUCAGGGAUUGGCACGGAACUUAUGAGGCGAUGAGAAAAAAAAUGCUCGGCAAAAAGAGUCAGGAUGGAAACCCAAAAGCAUCGAAGAAACCGAUGAUUGAGAAAUUACUUAAAGGGGGUCAACAGAAAGGUAAAAGGAAGUCGGAUGGGGGGGACGGUGGGGGUGAGUCGAAACGGAAGAAGGAAGAGAAGAUGGACGUGGAUGAGAAGGAGACUAAAGAAGAUAAUGGAGUGAAGCGGAGUCAUGAGGAGGGAGAUGAGGAAGUUGGGGAGAGUAAGAGACAACGUACAAGCAGCUCGAGCCCGCACCGACUGGGCACGAGGGAUGCCUGCACGCUCUUCAUCAGCAACCUCGAAUUCAAAGUGGACGAACAAAAGCUGCGCGAUAUUCUGUCACAGUACGGAGAUAUCAUCUCGCUUCGGGUGCGGAAGGGAAUCAAAGCGUUCGGCGGCUCCAUCUGCUAUUGUCAGUAUAAGACUCCAGAAGCAGUAGACGAAGCCAUAAAACACGACAGGAUCCCUCUGGACGGGCGGCCGAUGUUCCUGUCCCGGUACUCGGCCAAGAAGUCCAAGCCCGCGUUCAAAUACUCGACGGAGGAGGAGAAGAACAAGUUGUUCGUGAAGAACCUGCCGUUCGCGCACUGCACCAAGGACGCGCUCGCCGACGUCUUCGACAAGUACGGCAAGCUCAAGGAUGUACGGAUCGUGACACACAAGGACGGCAAGCCAAAGGGUCUAGCAUACAUAGAGUAUGAGGACGAGGCGUCGGCUGCUGAGGCUGUGUCCAAGGUGCACGGCAUGAUGCUGGCAGACAGGAAGCUGGACGUGGCGUUCAGCGCGCCCCCGCCGCGGCAGGCCGGCGCCGCGGCCAGCGACGCGCCGGCGCUGGGGCAGGCCAAGCGGGACGCGGGCGGCGGCGGCAUGCGACGAACGCAGCUCAGCAGUUUCAUCCCGAGCGUGCUACAGAAGGCCGCGGCGAGUACAUCGCAGCCGCAGCCGUCCACCAGCGCCGCGUCAACAAACGGUAGCCAUAGCAACGCCGACGACAAGCGACCACUCAGCAACAGCGACUUCAGGACCAUGCUACUCAAAAAGCAAUAAAAAUUACAAGUUAGUCUUUGUAAAUAAUGUCGAAAGUCGCGUGUAAUUACAACAGUGUACUAAGUUUUUAAGAAAGUCGACCUUUCAUCAGAACUUUCAUUAUUGUCGGCCUUAUGUUUCGUUUUUAAGACUUACGCCCGAAUACUGAAAUGCUACUCAAUUUUAAGUUGUACUUAAAUAUCGUGCUAUCUCUGUCAUUUUAUAAAGAAUUGAUAGGGACAGAACUAGUUUUGAGAGCGUCUUAAAAUUGAGUAGCGUUUGAUUAUUCGGAUAUUACGUCUGUAACAGUUGAUUCCUUUAUCAAAACGAUCGAUAUUCUAUCUUGAUUAUUACUCCAUAAUUGCCUAUCUCAUUGAUAUACCUACACAGGUUCUCUGUCAAUUCCUUUGUUUAUUUUUGUUAUAUGCAAGAAAGAGACGGGUAUAUAAUAAGUCGAGUUUAGUAUCUCUCUCUAUUGACUCUUUACGCACACCAAAAUGUAAUUUCUUACAUUGGAUUUAGAACUUUAUCACAAAACUGUAGAGUUAAAAUCUAUUUGACGGAUUGGGCACGGCACAAACGUAGACAGUUUUUGUUAUGGAAACAAUUGGACACACGGAGUGUAAGAUUUCAUACUGGUUCUAUAGAAAUCAAAUAUUCAGAGGUAGCUUGUGGCUUUAGUGCGAGUUUAUUUCAUAUUUAACGUGAUCGACAAGUAUAGACCGCUCAGUGCUCUGAUUGGCCGGCUCCAAUGAACCAACCAAUCACAGAGCUACACGCGGUAACGUUUCAAUCUCGUUAAACGUUAACUAAACUCGUACUAGGCCCUAACUAAAAUUGUCCACGUUUGCGCCCUGCCUUAAGGCAGCUUGAUGCGCCUGCACAUUACUGUAUAAAAUUUGACAAAAUAUCCCAUUGUUUGGCCAGUACGUUAAAUAAGACUAUGGUAUAUGUUCUAUCGAAUAUAAUAUACCUCACUUCAGUACAUAAUAGUAUGGUUAAUGUAUAAUUUUUAUAUGUAUUAUGUAGGAGUGAAUUCUUCAAAUGUGGAUGGGUAUUUUCGUUAUGUGAAUGUUAAAUAUUUUUCUAUUUAAUUUUGAAAUCGAUAAUUCCACUUAGAUAUGAAAUAAAAUUUCGCUAGCAAGUCGUUCAAAGAGAUACUGGGCAUAACAUGUUCUUAUAAUAAUUAAUGACGAUACAAAAAUAAAUAUCAUAACUUAAAAGCCCUUUGGUCGUGAGACAUUACGUUUUUUCUUACAUAAAUACGUUUGGUCUGACGGCCUAAGUUAAAGCGCCAUCUAGAUUUAUUAACAGUAUAAAAUAUUUAUGCUGAUACAUUAUUUAUAAUGAUUCAAUAUCCUGCAUUUUUGACACAAUAGUUUCACUACUUAUGACUUAUAACAUAACUGGUGAUAAAUAGGUGUUACAUUUUAUGUAUUAUUGAAAAUGCCUUUCCUCCCAUUUGAACAAUUCACCCUAUGAUUCUGAUUUAAGCCUCAUCAUAAUUAUAAUUACAUGUAUCUGGUCUUACGACCUGCAAUAAAAAGGGUCGAAAUUCAAUAAUGGUACUUAUUUGAUAAGACUAUGUAUGUAUAUCUAAUAAAAAUAAUUACUAAG